Phragmites australis (common reed) is the source of this 1409-nucleotide messenger RNA. RefSeq names its product NADH--cytochrome b5 reductase 1-like. The coding region runs from base 260 to 1099 and encodes 279 amino acids. Gene Ontology annotation, biological process: electron transport chain. NCBI's taxonomy places the organism in Eukaryota, Viridiplantae, Streptophyta, Magnoliopsida, Poales, Poaceae. Gene Ontology annotation, molecular function: cytochrome-b5 reductase activity, acting on NAD(P)H. The transcript has 9 exons. The record is from RefSeq and is a predicted model, not a curated record.
UUAUAUACACCAACCACACAUACCUUUGACACCCUUAGAGAGUGUCAUCUCUUUUCAAACCUUGUGUUUCGCAGUUUUGACGAGGGCAAUACGAAAAUCUCGCGAUCUCCGCCGGCAGCCACCUUCCCGUCUUCCUCCCGCUACCGCAGCCACCUACCUUCCCACGCCACUUCUAAAAUCCCCGCACCGAACCCCGCGAGGCCCAACCAAACCCGCCCACCGGUUCCGAGGCGUGGUCGCGAGCAGCGAGGCCACAACCAUGGAUUUCCUGCAGGGGCAGAGCCUCGAGACCACGGUGACCGUCGCCGUCGCCGUCGCCGCCGUCGCCGCGGGCGGCGCCUUCCUCCUCCUCCGAUCCAAGAAGCCCAAGGGCUGCUUGCAUCCUGAGAACUUCAAGGAGUUCAAACUUGUUGAAAAGAAGCAAAUAAGUCAUAAUGUGGCCAAGUUCAAAUUUGCUCUACCAACUCCAACCUCUGUAUUAGGCCUUCCAAUCGGCCAACAUAUCAGUUGCAGAGGACAGGAUGCUACUGGCGAAGAAGUAAUCAAGCCUUACACCCCUACUACAUUGGAUUCUGAUAUUGGAUAUUUUGAGCUUGUUAUAAAGAUGUAUCCUCAAGGAAGAAUGUCCCAUCAUUUCCGUGAGAUGAAAGUUGGUGAUUAUUUGUCUGUGAAGGGACCUAAGGGUCGUUUCAAGUACCAAGUUGGCCAAGUGAGGGCAUUUGGAAUGCUGGCUGGUGGAUCGGGCAUCACUCCAAUGUUCCAAGUUGCAAGAGCAAUUCUUGAGAACCCUAACGACAGCACAAAGGUUCAUUUAAUCUACGCAAAUGUCGCAUACGAGGACAUUCUUCUGAAGGAAGAGCUGGAUAACUUGGCCAACACCUAUCCUGACCGCUUUAAGAUCUACUAUGUCUUGAAUCAGCCUCCGGAAAUCUGGAAAGGUGGUGUUGGGUUUGUGUCCAAGGAAAUGAUUAGAACUCAUUGUCCAGCGCCUGCUGAGGACAUUCAGGUCCUGAGGUGUGGUCCUCCUCCGAUGAACAAGGCCAUGGCUGCACACCUUGAGGAGCUCAAGUACACAAAGGAGAUGCAGUUCCAAUUCUAAGUUAUCCUGAUGGCUGAGUACGCGAAUAAUAACCGGUGGGCGGCAUCGUUCUUUGGUGUGGGAAACGGUGGCUGACCCAGUUUGUUAGUUGACAUCAGGAAUUCAGGAUUACAUGACCGAUUAGCGUGCGCCAGCAAUUUGUGCAAUCUCCAUUUUUGAGGGCAAAUGUUAUCUCCCUUGACGGAAGCCCACGUUUCCUGUGAAUUGUUACUAUUAUUGAUUUGAAAUGUGGAACAUUGGAUGCUAUAAGAAAUAUCACAUAAUCACCAAUUAGCAAUGCAAUGAACCUUACACUUUUGGACUUCCGGCA